This is a messenger RNA of Triplophysa dalaica, 6688 nucleotides long. Its product is annotated as collagen alpha-1(I) chain. Gene Ontology annotation, molecular function: extracellular matrix structural constituent. Lineage: Eukaryota; Metazoa; Chordata; Actinopteri; Cypriniformes; Nemacheilidae. The transcript is spliced from 68 exons. The coding region runs from base 190 to 5529 and encodes 1779 amino acids. The record is from RefSeq and is a predicted model, not a curated record.
GCAGGGUCGUAACAGGCAUCGUCAAACAAAACAGAGAAACUAGAGGACAAACUUUUAUAUCAAUGUAUUCAGAUUAAUCUCAUCAUACUCCGGACUUCAUUCAUCAUAUUCGUAAAGUUAAUGCGAUGAGCGCAGGUCACUGCAUUCACAAUCACAGUGCGCGUGAAGCGUCUUUAUAAAUAAGUCAAUAUGAUGUUGCUCGAGUCUGUUGUGUGGACAACUUUUUUAUUUACUUUUAUGAAAGCCAGCAUCCCAGACAUGGAAACACCAGACAUGGAAAGCGGUUCCGGGAUGAUCCUGACAGAACAAAUAGACCUUCUCGAUCAUCUAUGGCAGGCGGCCAAUCACAGCAACGCAUCUGUAACACAGGAGGGUCACGGAUUUCCAGUCCUGCAUGUCGGCCUGUACUCCACCCUCUCUAUUCCCCUACGGCAGGUGUUUGGAAACAGAUUUGAUAGUGAGUUUAGUUUGAUGCUGCAUCUGCGCAGUUUCCAGUCUGAAGACCACAGCGUGCUCACCUUCCUCUCCCCAGAUGGGCACAUUCUACUGCAGGUCCGCAUCAGUGCCUACACCCUCACCUUCAUCAGCACCCAACAGCGCCACUACGAGUUUCCUGUGGGAGUGCUGUCUGACGGCGCCUGGCAUCGCGUGGCGCUCAGCGUCUCCACAUGCCGCUUGGCAUUGUAUGUGGAUUGCGCCAUGGUUGAGAGCGUGGACUGGGCUUACAGAGACGGUCUGGGGAUCUCAACAGAUGGUCUGGUCAUGGUUGGAGGAAUCGUAGAGGGAUUUGAGACACCAUUUGAGGGCGAUCUGAUGCAGGUCAGGUUUCUGAUGGGAGACCCAGAUGCCGCGCGGGAUCAGUGCGGCAGAAGAGGACACAAACCGCCUCGUUCUCCACGCAUACACACGCAGGAGGAACUUCUGCUAUCCUCAAAUAACUUGGAGGACUUAUUAGAGACAGCCGAGGACAGAGACUCUGUUCGUGCAAAACUGACUGGUCUGCGGAGACGUGGGAUUACACGUGGUGACGGGACUCUACCCACUGGACCCAAACGUCCCGGCGUUGUGGUGCGUGGUGACGUUUUUGAGGUGGACGAGGAUACGGACCUUGUGGACCAAAACAUCUUGUCCAAAAAUGGUGGCAAACAUUCAAAGACCUUCCCAACUGCAGGCAGCCGGGACGCCAAACCAGAAUCAACGUCUAAACAUUUAGAUGAAAAUAUUACCACAGACAAGCAAAAAACUGGCAAAGUUUUACUAAAGAAACCAGGGGAUACCACAAUUAUCAAUCUGGAUGUUAGAGAACCUUUCGUAUUACCGGACAAGCCCACCGGAGGUACUGAAACCACCUCCAGUCCUAAAGUCAAAGAGAAUCUGGACCAGGGAACCACCAUCGCACCCAGAGUUCCUGACGUUUCCAUAGGAUCCGGAGGUGACUCUGAGGAGCGUCCACAUACUGUUAUACUUGCAGGCAGGCACGGGGUCCUCGUCCAAGGCUCUGACGGAAGGAUGUAUCGCCUCCAGAGGGGCCGUCCGGGGCCAAUUGGGCUACCUGGUGAGCCUGGAUGUCCUGGGAGUCCUGGCUAUCCAGGAGCUAAAGGUGAUAAGGGUGCCGUUGGGUCACAGGGACGUCCAGGUCACCCCGGAGUCUCAGGACCCCCCGGGCCACCAGGACUGCCCACCCUCUACCUGUGGAGAAACACACCUGAUGAAUGGGCUACAUUUCAGCAAACCUCGUUCUUCCAGCUUCUCAGCGCAGGCUGGCCUAGAACGCAGGGUCCACCUGGGCCGGAGGGGGAGAUGGGAAAACCUGGGCCGCAGGGCCCACCCGGAGAACCAGGUGAACAAGGGCCUCCAGGAUACAUGGGAGACAUGGGUGAUCGCGGCCCAAAAGGUGUGGUAGGAAGAGCAGGUGUCCAUGGAAAAGAUGGAGAAAACGGGUUGGAUGGACCUCAGGGUGAUCCAGGGAUUCAAGGGCCAAAGGGUCCGUUGGGCUAUAAAGGAGAAUCAGGCUCACAUGGAGAAAAGGGCGAGGAGGGCCUUAUAGGACCAGAAGGCUCUUAUGGGGAUCUGGGAAAAGCCGGUGAGAAAGGUUCAAAAGGAGCUCCAGGCCCUCCUGGUCCUGUCGGCCCUCCUGGUCCUCAUGGGAUCAGAGGGCUGGAGGGAUCCGAAGGGCAAACCGGGCCAGAUGGGGAUGAUGGGUUAAAUGGACCACCUGGUCCUCCAGGUACACCAGGACCUCCUGGUUGGACAGGUGUAGUUGGUGCGCAGGGGCCUAACGGGUCUCGCGGGGAACCUGGGCCUUCAGGAUCUGUUGGCCUUCCGGGUCCACAGGGUCCUCAGGGAUUAGAGGGACAGAUCGGACCUCCAGGGCCCAGAGGUCCACAGGGGCUGUCAGGCAGGGAGGGUAUACCUGGCCCGAAAGGGGAACCCGGACCUGCAGGGCCUGUAGGCCCCCGUGGGGAGCUAGGAUUUGAAGGACUUAAGGGUUUGUUGGGAGACCAGGGUCCAAAGGGAUUUACUGGCAUCAAUGGCAAUAAAGGACCUGAAGGUGACAAGGGAGACAUCGGACCUAAAGGAAAUAAAGGUACUAAAGGUUCUUUAGGAAUUCAGGGCCUUCAAGGCGAGCAAGGACCAACAGGAUUUCCUGGUUUCCCGGGCAACAGAGGUUUACCAGGACCACAAGGAUUUCAGGGUGAGGAUGGUGAUGCUGGUCCACAUGGCAAAUUAGGCAAGGAGGGGCCGAAGGGAAACCGAGGUACCGAAGGCCUUCAGGGAAAGCCUGGUCCUAGAGGGCUAAGGGGUCGAACCGGGCAGAGGGGUCACACCGGCAUGCCCGGACUUCCUGGUUUGCCUGGCUCACCAGGACCUGUCGGAGCUGAAGGAAAGCCUGGUACACAGGGACUGCAAGGCCUUGUGGGUAAUGCAGGAAGUAAAGGACCAAUGGGAUUGCAAGGAGUUGCUGGAGAGCCUGGUCAGGACGGACCACCGGGGUCCAUGGGACCACCUGGACGAGAGGGGCCUCUGGGCAGUCCAGGACCACCAGGUGAACGGGGUUUCACUGGAAAGACAGGACGCGAGGGACCGCAGGGCCCCGUUGGCAUGUAUGGUUUUCCUGGAAAUGUAGGCAUGAGAGGAAGACCAGGCAACACCGGAGAAAGAGGAGAGCCAGGUAUAAGAGGCCCUGCAGGUUCUCCUGGGAAGUCUGGACCCUCGGGUCCCCCUGGUCCAGUAGGAGAGAGGGGCCUGCCAGGACAUCAGGGCCGCCAGGGAGAUCCCGGGCCUCAGGGAACAGAUGGACCUUGUGGACCACCAGGACUGCAGGGAUUCAGUGGGGUCAUUGGAAAACCGGGACCUCGUGGAAGUAACGGACCACUGGGGGACACAGGGCCAAGCGGACCUUUGGGAAUUCCUGGUCCUCAGGGGGAAAAUGGAGGGCCAGGUGUGGAUGGGGAGAAAGGAGAGAAGGGAAUGAUGGGUCCUCCUGGUGAAGAUGGGCCUCUUGGACUAGAAGGACCUCAGGGUUUUCCUGGUCCACCGGGUUUGGAAGGACCUCCUGGAUGGAAAGGGGAUAAGGGAGAUAAAGGUGUCUUUGGAAAGUCUGGUCCUCAGGGACAUAAAGGAGAUGUUGGCCCUCCAGGUAUAAAGGGUCUAAUGGGUCCACCAGGGCCUGCAGGUAGAGAGGGUGAUGCUGGUCCGUCUGGUGUUGUUGGUGACUCAGGCCCUAAAGGAGAGAAGGGUGAUAUCGGCCCACUGGGGUUUACAGGUUUGGAGGGGCCAUGGGGAGAUGUGGGAGAACAGGGAGAGAAGGGACAGAAGGGAAAUAAAGGUCACAUUGGACUGCAGGGUGAACCAGGGCUCAUGGGUGGGGUCGGUCCUGCAGGUCUGAAAGGUGUGGAGGGUGGACCGGGUCAUCCAGGUCCAGUGGGGGCAGAUGGAUCUCCAGGAAACAAGGGAGAGCUCGGUCCCAGUGGUUUACCCGGCGAACCAGGAAAUGCUGGACCUGAGGGAUUUGGAGGUCCCAAAGGUGUGAGAGGUGAGACAGGAAAAGACGGGUCACAGGGUGGUGUUGGCCCCGUCGGUCCAGAGAGUCCUGUAGGCCCAAAAGGUCUUCCGGGACCUGUAGGAGAGAAAGGAGAUCCGGGUGAUAAAGGAGAACUAGGGCUGGAGGGGCCCGAUGGUCUUCCAGGCAUUCAGGGACCACCUGGACUGCCUGGUUUAGAGGGCUCACAAGGUGAAUCAGGGGUAGUUGGCUUACCAGGACAACCAGGAUCUCUGGGUCGCACAGGUAACACAGGACCCGAAGGAAGGGAAGGGAUGAAAGGAGAGAAGGGGGAUGAAGGCAAAAACGGAGCAUCGGGGAAAACGGGUCACAUCGGACGGAGGGGUAAAAGAGGGAAAGCAGGGUUGAGAGGAACCAGAGGACCAAGAGGAGAAAAGGGCGUGAAAGGAGAUGUGGGAGAGAAAGGCCAUCCUGGAUGGGGCGGUAGUAUAGGAAUGCCAGGCAUGAGAGGAGAUCCUGGGGCCACGGGUGUUAAAGGAGCUGAGGGUGAGAAGGGAGAUCACGGCCCACUUGGUCCACCAGGAAAAGUCAGUUUAAAGGGUAGUCUUGGGCCUAUUGGACCUCCUGGACCUCCAGGACCAAAAGGAGAACAGGGGAGGAUCGGCCCUGCUGGGCCCAGAGGAUUACCUGGAAUACCUGGACUACCGGGCUUGUUUGGAGACAAGGGGCCUAAAGGGUUUGAGGGGCAUCCUGGGCUCCCUGGACAAAGGGGCUUACCAGGCCCGCCUGGGCCUCCAGGACCUCCAGGUGUCUCUCUGAACUUGACCUUGACCCAGAUAAAGGACCUGAUGUAUAGUUCAGACAAGCCCAGUUACUCUCUGAUUCAGACACUGCUGGACUCGCUGUACCAUGACCUCCGGCUGCUGGUGGACCCUCCUGAUGGCAGCAAACAACAUCCAGCCUCCACCUGUCUAGAGCUCUGGCUGUGCCAUCCCAACUACACCAGCGGUUUCUACUACAUUGACCCUAACCAAGGCAGUGCUAUAGAUGCUCUUCUGGUGUACUGUAACUUCACCGAGACAGGAGCAGAGACCUGCCUUCAUCCCAGAGAUACAGAUCUGCCCAUAAGACACUGGCUGAAUGACUCUGGGAAUAACAGCACGUUCUUCUGGUUAAGUUCACUGGAGGGUGGCUUUAAAUUUGAGUAUCCAGCCCUCAGUGUGGUCCAGCUGCGGUUUCUGAGACUGCAGAGCAACAGAGCGGAGCAGAGAGUGACGUACUCCUGUUACCCUGGACAGCGACUGGAUGAGACACAACGACAGGUCCAGUUUCUCACUGAUGCUGUGAAGCAGAGCUAUUUAGGAGCACUGCAGCAUUGUGUGUCUGCAGAGGAAAUGGAUCCCGGGUCACGAGAGUCUGUUUUCCAGUUUGAGGACAUGAACCUGCUUCCUCUACGGGACAUUGGAGUAUUUGGCAACAGCGGUCAUGAAUUUGGAUUCACCAUCGGUCCUGUGUGCUUCAGUUAGACAUGCGAUGACUUAUAGGGGUCGAUCCUGUGUUUUUACCCUUAGGUACAAACUACAAAGAGUGCAGUAAGAGAAAACAAGACACAUUAAAGGUGUACACAGUGUCUGUGGAUUGCAUUAAAGGAAAUAUCCUUAACAGUUUCUUUAAGACAGUGACUUCACAGUUUGCUGUCUGUUCGGGUGCUGACGGUCAAAUGGACAUUUUUUUGUUUACAGAGACUUUUGAUUUUGUUAUGAUGUUUUGUACUUUGUUCUUUUUUCACUAGCUGGUCUUGUAAUAACAUUGUAGAUGAAGCUUGGAUUGCAUCUUUGGGUAAUUUUGCAUCCUCAAACAAUUGUAUUGACAGGGUUCUUGUGCAACCACUAUGUGGUCCCAUGGUCCACAUUUUAGCUGUAUUCUAAAACAAAAGGCAGGCUACAAACUAUUGAGAGUCUUUUCCCUCUCAUCAAAUAGUCAAACUUGAAUAUGAACAAAGAGUCCUUAUAAGAAGGACACCGCUACCCUUCCCAUAUGGUUGCCAUACAACCAGAUGUCAAAAUGUUUCCUGUUGUGUUAUCUCUGCUUUUGUCGUGUGUAAUCUAAUAUUGUCACGUAUAAUUGUUCAAAUGUGUGAAAUUUGAUGAUUUAGGAGUGCUAAUAUUCUCAAGACAACACUUUUAAUCGGACGUUUUAAAAGGGAGUUUUACUAACCAGCAAGGUGAAAUAUUAUGCCUCUGCAACCACAUUGCAUCUGUGCCACCAGUUAUUUGAUGUGCAUUAUGGUCACGAGACUGACAUUUUCAAGCAAACAGUGUCUUUUUGUUUAUAUUUACUGUAUGUAGGUCUCAGGGAGCACUUGUAUUAAUAAAUACGACUUUGACACAGUUUAAAAAAUUACAUAGAUAUCAAAACAAUGGAAUUUGUUAAGAUUGUUAUCGAUCUUGCAAGCAAAAACACAAUUUUGAAUCUGUUCAUUGAAUUCAAGGUGCUUCACUUUAAACUCCUGCCUUGACAACUAUAUGUUCAAUUACAUUUUGUAUUGUAUAUUGUGUUUAUGUAUUUGUGGUGACAUUGAAAGUCGUAUGCUGGUCAUCUAGAGUAUCAGCUCUAUAAUAAUAAUGUAUCAUUUAUAUCAUGUUGAUGUUUUGUAUCAUUCUGAAACACGACGUUUCUUUUGAA